Messenger RNA from Striga asiatica, 963 nucleotides. The record is from the annotation of a GenBank genome assembly. NCBI's taxonomy places the organism in Eukaryota, Viridiplantae, Streptophyta, Magnoliopsida, Lamiales, Orobanchaceae.
AUGCUCGGUAUCGUGUAUGCCAGGUCAUUCCAGGUGGCGGCAUUAUCUCCGGUCCAGUGUGCUGUGUACUUGCCAGAACCCACGAAAGUGGACCUACUCAGCACAAACGGCCUUUUACCAGUCACGCCAAACUUGGCCAAGAUAAGGGACCCCAUCACGUUUUAUGAAGAUUUGGGCUUGCAAUCCCCUUACCAUAUUCCUCAGAGGCCGCUAUGCAUAAACUCCAAUACAGAAACAUUUUUAUCAAAGAAAAGGCUACAUCAAUCCUCCAUUAAGAGCAUUGUCCUACUUACCAAACGACCAAUAAGGCAUAGGCGCUGGCCGGCCAAUGAGGCCCGUGUACUGCUCCAUGACCAGCUCCGGCGUGGGCCCGGCAAAGAAAUACAGGUCAAGCAUUCCUCCGAUCACCUUGUAUGUAAUCCGAUCCCCUGCAUACACAACAUCCAUCCCAUUGCUAUUGAGCAGCAGGACUCCAUGAGCCAGCCCACCCGGAGAUCGGAGAUCCAUGUAGAAAGGGUGGGACCCAUACAGGUUGAGAUCCACGGCGGCGCUGGCGAUGUCGGCGUUCCAGAGGGUGAGUGUCUGGUUGUGCUGCAGCUUGAAGGUGCCCUUCGUGUGCUCCCCGACGCCGUAGAGGUAGGAGGUCCGCGGCGGCAGCGAGGAGGAGAGCUGGAGGUACUGAUCCUUGAAUAUGAGGUAGGUGGCGGCAUCGCGGCCGAGGGGCGUGGUGUCGAAUACGGUUUCGCCGGAGGAGCGGCGGCGGACGGUGAAUCCAAACGGCGUGGUGUUGUGGAGGGAGAAGAGCAGGUCCGAGCUCGGGAGAGAGAUCUGCGGCGGAGAUGGGUGGAGGAGGGAGGAGCGGAGGCGGCGGCGGCGGGGGAGAAUGUUGUCGGGGAUUUCCCAGCGCCGCUUGCUGGCGUCAGUGAUUCGGAUUCGCAAACGGAGGGUUUUGCUUAUAACUAA